AAAAUCAGAAACUACGGCAAAAAAAAAUUUGCCGGAGUUUUCCAUUGCAUAAAACUUUGCCGGAGUUUUUUACGGCAAAACUUUAAAAAAACUCCGGCAAAGUAAGUGGGUUUUUGCCGUAGCUCCUGUACCAACGGCAAAGUCCUAAAAACUCCGGCAAAGUCCUAAAAACUCUGGCAAAGUAGUUUCAAGAUGGCUGCUCUACUGUAUGCCAUACAGCAGGCAGCUGUCUUGAGACGGGAGCGAGUCUUUAGAGAUCGAACGCAUCCCUUGGACAUCUACGACGACAGUGAAAUGCUGAAGUUAUAUAGAUUCUCCAGGCAGGGAUGCGUUCACAUCAUUAACAGACUCGCUCCCUAUAUUGAGCAUCCGACGAGAAGAAAUUUUGCUCUACCUGCCAGUUUGCAAGUAUUUAUCACCUUACGAUACUUCGCGACCGGAUCGAUGCUUACGAACACCAGUGUCAUACACGGAAUACAUCUGUCAACAGCAUCAAGGACGAUACGGAGAGUGACCUUAGCCUUGUAUCAGCUAAGAAAUGAGGUGAUCAAGUUCCCCCAGUCAAUGGAAGACAUUCGAGAGCAUCAAGUAGGCUUCUACGGAGUGGCCCAUUUCCCGAAUGUGGUGGGGGCUGUGGAUGGGACACAUGUGAAUCUGUUGGGGGCUCCCCUAGGUGAGGAUGAAUACCUCUAUGUUAACAGAAAGGGUCGCAAAUCACUGAAUGUUCAACUAAUUUGCGACCACACCUACAAACUACUGAAUGUCGUCGCCAGAUGGCCAGGAAGCACCCACGACAGCCGCAUCUUGAGGAACAGUGCCAUUGGACGACGGUUUGCUGAUGGCGAGCUGCAAGGUAUCCUGCUGGGUGAUGCAGGAUAUCGCCUGGAGCCAUGGCUCAUGACACCAGUUCGAGAGCCACAAAACAAUGCUGAAAGAGCAUAUAACAGAGCACACUGUAAGACACGGGUUUUCAUCGAGCAAGUCAAUGGGCAGCUCAAGAAUAAAUUCAGAUGCUUGUUGGGUGGUGGCAUCAAUAUGUCCCCAGAAAGGGCCAGCGACAUCAUCAUCGCUUGUUGUGUUCUCUUUAAUAUAAGCAAGGAGUUGAAAGAACCAGAACAAGAAUACCACAUGGAAGUUGAUGAAGAUGUCAAUCCCCACGAGCCAGAAGGAAAUGAGCCCACUGGUGCUGCUGUUAGACAGGCAAUUAUAAAUGAUUAUUUUGCUUGAACUGAUUUGGAUUAACCAUGCACAUUUUCCCCAUUGUCAUUGCUCUGUUUAAAUUGAAAGCCAUGUCCUGCUUUCGUUUUAUUUUAUAUUGACAU
Lytechinus variegatus (green sea urchin) is the source of this 1322-nucleotide messenger RNA. Its product is annotated as putative nuclease HARBI1. Lineage: Eukaryota; Metazoa; Echinodermata; Echinoidea; Temnopleuroida; Toxopneustidae. The transcript has 4 exons. Bases 193 to 1227 code for a protein of 344 amino acids. The record is from RefSeq and is a predicted model, not a curated record.